Messenger RNA from Bradysia coprophila, 2213 nucleotides. Its product is annotated as putative helicase mov-10-B.1. Gene Ontology annotation, cellular component: cytosol; P granule. The record is from RefSeq and is a predicted model, not a curated record. Lineage: Eukaryota; Metazoa; Arthropoda; Insecta; Diptera; Sciaridae. Gene Ontology annotation, biological process: regulatory ncRNA-mediated post-transcriptional gene silencing. Gene Ontology annotation, molecular function: RNA binding; 5'-3' RNA helicase activity.
AUGGUCGGUUUGUAAACAUAAACAAUCGUUUGCACAAUCAGUUACGUUAUUUCAUCAUGCUGACUUAGUAUGGGAAUACUCACUCAAGAAUGGUCCAUAACAUCUUUAAUCAAUUCAUUCUUCAUCAUCGUCGAUGUUUUCAUGUAAUCAAAAAAAUUGAUUUGCGUGUGUUCACAUCGUGGCCGGUAAACAAUGAUAGCUUGGAAAGUAUUGACUCCGGAGACGGGCGAGAUUAUUUUAAAAUGGGCAAGUUGGCAGACUAUCCGAUUCCCGAUAAGGUUGUUAGUGUUGCGUUGAAUAGGGAACCAUCGCAAAAAUUCCUAGAUCGAAUAAGUCGAUGGGCUGAAGACACAUCACUGACAAGAACCGGUAAAAACACCUACAACGAAGCAUUUAGGACAAUGAUUUACUUUGAAGAGUUCCACGAACAACAGGUGGUGGAGAAAUUCAAUUUGAAAGGAGUAAAAGUCCAACCAGUCAAUUGGAACGAAUUUUUGUUUGAGUCGACAAUGGAGAGUCUAGGUAUUGCGAUUGACAAUGGUCUGCUUGGUCGUUUUGUUUUGCAUUCAACGGGUGAUGCACAGGAAAUCAGUGGAUCAAUAUCGGGAAGAGACAAUGACCAAAUUUACGUUUCGUUAUACGACGGAGUGGAACGGUUCAACGAAGAUACUUUCUACGACAUCAAAUUCGAAAUCAAUAGAAUUCCAUUUCAAGUGCAACACAAGGCCCUGGACUUUAUUCGAAGCCACAAACUUUUCGAAAUUCUGAUUGAAAAUCCAAAAUAUUCGACGCAGGAAAAAAAUCCACCAGAAAAUGAGCUUCGUGAAUCGGCAAUGCUAUGUGGAAAUGAACUCAAUAACAGUUUAAAUGAAGAGCAAAUGCAGGCAGUGGAGAAAAUUUCAUCGGGCAAUUAUCAUCCACUUCCAUACAUUUUAUACGGGCCGGCUGGCACGGGGAAAACCAAGACGAUAGUUGCGGCAAUUUUAAACAUCCUCAAAGGCAGCACGAAGCAUAUUUUGGUUUGUGCUCAAUCGAACGCUGCUUGUGAUGAAAUCGCUGAACGUUUAUGUCAGUACCUGAGUCCAAAUGAAUUAUUUCGGAUGUAUGCAAUGACUCAACGACCUACGAACGCUUCUAGUGCAGUGCUUGCUAUUAGUAACUUCUAUCGUGGAAACAUCGACUUUCCACCAUUAGACCGUUUGUACCGGUAUCGAGUGGUCAUUUGUACAUUGUCGACGGCGGGAUGCUUAACCAGAGCACACUGCAAUCCACAUCAUUUCUCGUAUGUAAUAAUUGACGAAUGCGCCAGUACACCGGAGACAAUGGCUCUUGUGCCAAUUGCUGGAUUGUGCACAUCGGUAAGUGAAGUGCAUGCAAAUAUUGUCCUAGCUGGGGAUCCAAAGCAACUGGAUGCUGUUACGAAAUCUGAGUGGGCAACGAAAUUGGGAUUCAGUGUGUCUUGGUUGGAGCAAUUGUUUAAGUAUCCGCUGUACGGACGUGAUACUGAGACGGGACAGUUUAAUUCCGAUUACAUUACGCAUCUGGUUAAAAAUUAUCGUUCACAUCCAGCCAUUCUGCACGUUCCCAAUCAUUUGUUUUACGACGGACUUUUGGAAGCCAAAGCAUCACCAGAUGUCAUUGACCUGAGCGAUACGUUUCCGCAUCUUAAUCCGAAAUUUCCAGUAAUUUUCCAGUCAGUGCAGGGAUUUUGUCAAAAGACUGACAACGACACAAGUUCGUAUAACACCGAUGAGGUGGACGUUGUGCUAAAAUUCAUUGGCAUAAUUCAGACGACAAAUUCCGAUAAAAUCAAACUUUCGGAUAUUGGAGUAGUGUCACCCUAUCGAUUGCAAUGCAAGAUGAUCAGACAGGCAUGCAGAGAGAACAAUUUCAAUGACAUCACAGUUGGAACAUCGGAAACAUUUCAGGGACAAGAACGAAAAGUGAUUAUUGUGUCAACCGUUCAGUCGAAUCAACGUUAUGUGGGAAAAUUUGUCAGUGAUCCACAGAGAAUGAAUGUUAUGUUAACGCGUGCGAUUAAUCUUCUGGUCGUAAUUGGUGAUCCGCACACAUUAGGAAAGGAUGAGAAGUGGGCAACAUUCAUCGAAUUUUGCUAUAAAAAUGGAGGCUUCAUACAAAGCAAUCACAUUUUUCAUCCUAAAGUCGGGAAAGUGGCGAUUGUACCAACCUAAUUUAUAGAGAAAUUUAUGGUA